This is a messenger RNA of Sphaerodactylus townsendi, 2445 nucleotides long. Its product is annotated as cytosolic phospholipase A2 epsilon-like. Gene Ontology annotation, biological process: glycerophospholipid catabolic process. The coding region runs from base 1 to 2445 and encodes 814 amino acids. The transcript is spliced from 19 exons. The record is from RefSeq and is a predicted model, not a curated record. Gene Ontology annotation, molecular function: calcium ion binding; calcium-dependent phospholipid binding. Lineage: Eukaryota; Metazoa; Chordata; Lepidosauria; Squamata; Sphaerodactylidae. Gene Ontology annotation, cellular component: cytosol.
AUGUUGUUUUCAUUUUUUCACAUUGUCCCUCAGGCAGAGAUUCCUGCUUUCUAUUUACUCACAGUGCGAGUUAUAAAAAUGAGAAAUCUCCAAAGUGCUGAUGUAUUCAGCCAAAAUGAUAGCUAUGUGACACUGAGGUUACCAACAGCUUGUAUGGAUGAAGCCCGAACCAAAACUUUCUCAAACUGCAGAAAUCCAGUCUGGAAUGAAACUUUCUUCUUUAGGAUCCAGAAUGUAGUUAAGAACAUCUUAGAACUAACAAUAUAUGAUGAAGAUGGUUCUUCCAGUGACGAACGUCUUUGCACAGUUCUUUUUGAUGCAUCUCGUCUCCAGCCUGGAAAAACACUUUGCUACAAUUUUCCAUUGAAUGAAAAGAAAGAAGGGGAGUUAGAAGUGGAGUUCACCAUGGAAUGCAUGCCAAAUAUUCCUGAACUCCUUGCUACAAAUGGUAUACUGGUGUCUCGGGAACUUUGCUGCUUAAAAGUACAAGUGUGUGGAAGACAAAGGAAGAUAAGGCGAAGUAAGCAGAGAAAUUUCACAUUUAAAGUGAAAGGAUCUGCUCAAGACACUCGGAUCGUUGUACUGGAUUCGGUAUCUCCAGUUUCCACUGUGUUUCACUAUGCCAAGUACUGUCACCCUCAAAUGGAAGUUCUACUGCCAAAUAAUAGAAUUUCUACCUGUUGUUCCUCAAAUAAAGGAAUAAAGGACUCUCUGACUGUACCUUUGAAUCGGCUGCCCAUAGGAGAGACAGUAAGAAUAGCAAAUGAUAAAGCAUAUGAUAUAUUUGUGACGCCAGAAAACUGUCACAAGAACCUAGAUGUGCGCUUGGGGUCUGAUCUAUGUGCAGAGGAGCUGGAUUUCAUCUGUAAGCGGAAGAGACAUGUUGCUGCUGCAUUGAAAAAACUUUUGCAUCUAAAAGAAGAUCUGCAUGAUGAUGAGGUUCCAAUAGUGGCUGCAAUGACAACAGCAGGUGGUGCGAGGUCAAUGACCGCCAUGUAUGGUAGUGUACAAGCUCUCCAGAAGCUGAAUGUCAUGGACUGCGUUUCAUAUAUUACUGGUUUAUCUGGUACAACAUGGACUAUGGUAAAUUUAUAUAAAGACCCAGAGUGGUCAAGCAAGGAUUUGCAAUGUCACAUCACUGAUAUUCGAAAACAUAUGGUGAAAAGUAAAUUGUGCUGUUUUUCUCCGGAGAACUUAAAACACUAUGAGAAAGAAAUGCACCAGAGAGAGCAAAUGGGUUACAACAUAACUUUUACAGAUCUUUGGGGACUCCUUAUUGAAACCAUGCUUCAUGAUAAGCCAGAUCCCUGCAAACUCUCUGACCAACAAAAGGCACUGAAUUGGGGUCAGAACCCUCUCCCCAUCUACCUUGGUCUUAAUGUCAAAGAAAAUUACAGCACUCUUGAUUAUAAAGAGUGGGUAGAGUUCACACCAUAUGAAGUAGGAUUCCUGAAAUACGGAGCUUUUGUUCGGACUGAAGAUUUUGGAAGUGAGUUCUUCAUGGGCCAUUUAAUAAAGAAGAUCCCAGAAUCUCGAGUCUGCUAUUUGCAAGGCACUUGGAGUAAUGUAUUUUCUCAGAAUGUGUUGGAUGCCUUAUAUUUAGCAGACUGUUCAGAGGACUUCUGGCACAGGUGGACAAGAGACAGAGUGAUUGAUAUCGAUGAAGAUACUUGUCUUACUCUUCCUAAGAAGCCGGAUGUGCGAACACCACGCCUCUUCAUCCCCAGUGGCAGUCUCACAAAAAUGCUUAGAGAUGUUGUAACAAUGCGCCCAGUGGUUUCACAAUAUCAUAAUUUCAUGAAAGGCCUGCAGAUUCAUAAUAAAUACUUAGAGAAUGAUGAAUUUUGUACCUGGAAAGAUACUGUGUUAGAUUCUUCUCCCAAUCAACUGAGUGAUCAAGUAAACCAUCUGGAACUUGUUGACACAGCUUUCUUCAUCAAUACCAGCUGCCCACCUCUUCUGAGACCAGAGAGAAAAGUGGAUCUUAUUUUGCAUUUGAAUUACAGUGGAGGAUUACAGACGCUGCCAUUGGACUUAUCUGAAAAAUACUUCAGAAAACAGGGUAUUCCCUACCCCAGGACUGUACUGAAUGAAGAAGAGAGGCAGAAUCUCAAGGAGUGCUAUCUCUUUGAUGAGGCAGACAAUCCAAGGGCUCCUAUAUUGCUAUAUUUCCCACUGGUGUGCAACUCCUUUCAAAAAUACAAAGCACCUGGUGUGAAACGCAGCCCUGAUGAAAUGGACGAUGGCCAAGCUGAUGUUACCAGCACUAUAUUCUCCCCUUAUGCCACUGGUAUGCUGGAGUAUUCAGAGGAGGAUUUCAACAAGCUUGUGAAUUUGACACGCUACAAUGUGCUGAAUAAUGAACAUAUGAUUCUGCAGGCUUUGCGUAUUGCAGUAGAACGAAAGAAACGGCAAAAGAGAGAGUCUUUAUUUUCAUCAUAUUAA